AGUUGACUUGCUACUUAACACUAACCAUUUCCUUCCUCUUCCAGGAGGAAGAGUUUUAUGUAUGAGAACAGGUUGUCCUCUUCAUAUGAAGUGGGGAUUGGACUCUUGGGCUCCAUCACAAGGGACAGUGUGUUUAAACUUUCCUUCCAGUGCCGGUAUCUUGGUAGUGAGGUGGUGUCUCUGGUGGCUGAGGAAGACCGUUCCUCCUCCCCUCCAGUAGCUGCUCCAGGACCCCUCCGUGUGGAGCUCAGAUUAGCUAAUGGCCAAUGUGACUCAAAAGGAUCACUGAAAGCUAAGUCUCUAGCAAAUGUGUACAGCUCCUACUACAGUGAAGUGGACUACCCUGUGACACAGGUUUUGCGGGAACCUGUGUAUGUGGAGGUGCGUGUCUUGGAGAGGACUGAUCCCAACAUUGUCCUGACUCUGGAACACUGCUGGGCCACAUUCAGCCUGCCCCAGAGUCUUCUGGUUAAUGGGUGUCCCUACCAUGGUGACCAGUACCUGACCACCUUGGUUCCUGUGGAUGGCUCCUCUGGGCUCCAAUACCCAACUCAUUACAAGCGGUUCAUUGUCCAGAUGUUUACUUUUGUGGAUGCUACCUCCUUGCUGAAGGAAACUACUGUCUGACUGCUACUUUACUGUUCCUGCUUCAUGCAACAGGAUUUUAAUCCUUGACUAC
Messenger RNA from Anguilla rostrata (American eel), 679 nucleotides. Its product is annotated as zona pellucida sperm-binding protein 4-like. Gene Ontology annotation, cellular component: egg coat. The record is from RefSeq and is a predicted model, not a curated record. Gene Ontology annotation, biological process: prevention of polyspermy; binding of sperm to zona pellucida. Lineage: Eukaryota; Metazoa; Chordata; Actinopteri; Anguilliformes; Anguillidae. Gene Ontology annotation, molecular function: acrosin binding; structural constituent of egg coat.